Molecule: messenger RNA, 1383 nt
Organism: Cetraspora pellucida
Lineage: Eukaryota; Fungi; Glomeromycota; Glomeromycetes; Diversisporales; Gigasporaceae
Source: the annotation of a GenBank genome assembly
AUGGCAAGGCAAUGGGAAAUGAUGCAUAAGCCUGGGCUUUCGGUUCGCCUUAACCAUUCUAAAGUAACAAUCAGUGGCAAUUCUAUAGUUGAUUCAAUAGUUGGAGCUUUCAAUGCAAGGAUAGAUUCAACAAAAAGAAGUCAAGAGCAUCAAAAAGAGACUAAGCAAAACCAAAAAUGGUCAAAAGUCACAAUAGCGGAUGACAAUGUUGAUGAGAUCGAAACACUGGAUAAUUAUAAUAACAAGCUCGAAACAACAGAUAACCAUGCAGAUGGGAUCGAAAUAGUAGAUGACCAUGAAGAUAUGUUAGAAGAUGAUGAAAGCCUUGAAUUUGAUUUCGAUUCAGUUGUUAAGAGUUUGCAACAAGAACCAAUAAAUGAAAAAGUGCAUGGUAUUAAUGUUACACGAAAAUUCCAUGAAUAUCAGCAAGAGGUUCUUGAAACACUUAAGACAACUGGAUUAACCUGGUAUAAUAUAUAUGAAACCUUCCGAAACUGUCCUUAUCCAAAUUUUACUGAAGAAGAGUGGCAGUUAAUAACUCAAACAAACAAAUAUACAAUCCAUGAGCCAGUGAUACCAUCUUCGGUAUCAACUGCCUUACAUGAAACCGUGAUCAAGCAUUUGUUAGGUCGGGACAGUUAUAUGCAUGCAGACGAAACUCCAUUGAGCAGAGCAGUCGCACGAACCUUCAAUGAGUUGCGAGAGAAUUUACCUGAUCUUGCACCGCAAAGGACUUCCGAGGAUGAACAUUGCUGUAUAUUUCUGAAUCCUUACAUAAGUUCGAUUUUUCUGAAGAAAAACAAUAAUUACGAAGUGCAGUUAAAUCACGCCAUCAAGGGCACAAAACAAAGACCUGACCUUUCAUGUGUCGUGGAUAAUGUACCUUUAUUAAAUUCUGAAAUUAAGCCAGUGAAGAGCCAUCCUUUAAACAAGAAAAAGGAUUUUUCAAAAGUUCAUUUACAGGCAAGAAAGACAAUCAAUCAGCAAUUGACCUCGAAAGGUGUUCCAGGAGAAACAGCAAUGCUCCUCAAUUAUGAUUUGUUUUUUUAUACAGAACAGUCAAAUUGUUAUCUUUAUUUACUAAAUCAUUUGUUGGAAAUUACAGGUGAUAUUGUACAAUCGUAUUUUAUGGACCUCCAAUUUGAUGGGCUAUAUCGGUCUUGGCCUUUUCUCACAACAAAAUUGGCAAUUGAUGAACCCAGUUUGCCUUUGAUCGAAUCAAACUUUGCUCAUUUUGUGGCCUUAGAGAAACGUGUAUGUGAACUUGUGAAAGAUUAUAAACGUCAAAGAGGUCCAUUCACACCGCCUCUACAAAUUCGAUAUAUGUGUAGUGUUCCAGACUCUCCGCAGAUCUGUAACAUGCUAGGUUCCUACAAACAAUGA